Molecule: messenger RNA, 660 nt
Organism: Seminavis robusta
Lineage: Eukaryota; Bacillariophyta; Bacillariophyceae; Naviculales; Naviculaceae
Source: the annotation of a GenBank genome assembly
UCGCUCUGAUGGUUGGAGGCGAUCGACGCUGACUAUUGCGGUGAUCAAGCAGCGCCCCAUCGUCAAGUUCAUCUUUUGGUUGGAUUUGCUGCGCUUGCCUCUGUCUCCAGUUUGUUACUGCUUUUUCAAUAUCUCCCGAAUACAAGCAAUCAAUUGAAAAGAUGGCGGAAGAAGCUCGUGGUAUUUGUGUGAGGGAUGUCAAGGCACCCGCUUUUAUCGAGGCGUAUGCUGAGCACUUGAAGAACUCGGACAAAUUCGAUUUGCCCGUGUGGUCUGACACUGUAAAGACCGCCGUCUUCAAGGAAUUGGCUCCCUAUGGCGACGACUGGUACUACAUCCGAGCGGCGUCCAUUGCAAGGAAAAUCUACCUCCGACCGGGCUUGGGAGUUGGUCAACUUCAAAAGUGGUACGGAGGCACUUACCGUCGUGGGGCCCGAACCGAGCACUUCCGAAAGGCGUCUUCUGGUGUCAUCCGAUCGGUAUUGCUGCAGCUAGAAGGUAUGAAGGUCGUUGAAAAGCUUCCCAACGGAGGACGCCGUGUUACCGUCGUUGGACAACAAGAUUUGGAUCGUAUUGCUGGAACUGUUAUCAGUGCUGCCGAAGAGGAUGACGAGUAAACUACUAGAAAUUUAGUCAUUAAAGGCUCGGUUGUUUCAUUGC